AUGGCUGGAAUCACUGCACAUUCUCAAACUUUGCAAUACGAAGAUGACGAAAUCAAUGAGAUGAAAAAGACUGGCAUUUCUUGUGAUCGUUUACGUCAAGCACUCAAAAAAUGCAUCAAAAAUUCGCACUGCGUUCAAGUCGACGCUCGUUCGGCAAAAGAUUGUAUUGAUGCACAUGAUGGUACGGUACCCGACAAAUGUUUUGCGAUUCUUCAAAAUUUCACCGAUUGUAAAAGAAGUCUUGUCGAUAUGCGAUCAAGGUUCCGCGGAAGAAAAGGUGAUAUUUAA
Caenorhabditis angaria is the source of this 288-nucleotide messenger RNA. The record is from the annotation of a GenBank genome assembly. Lineage: Eukaryota; Metazoa; Nematoda; Chromadorea; Rhabditida; Rhabditidae.